CAGGGCGCGUUGCAGAGAGACGUGGGCAAUGCUGGCCUAGUCCUUUUUCGCUGAUCGGCUCGCGGCUCCCGCCUCCACACAAUGCUGGAGGAUCAGGAUCAGGUGCUUGCGCCCAUGGAGGUGGAUGAAAACAAGCCAGUAGAUGAGGCUGCCGUCGGGCCUGUGAGCAACCCGCUGGUGGGCGAGUUUACGUGGGCGCUCCCCAACUUCUCGGGGAGCACUGGCAAGGUUCUGUCGGAGCCAUUUGAGAUUGGCGGCUACUCCUGGCAGCUGCUGGUGUACCCCAGCGGUAACAACCGCACCGAUGCGCUGGCGCUGUAUCUGGCGGUGGCCGAGGACGACCAGGCGGCUUUCCAGCUGCAGCGCUUUGCCCACUUCAAGCUCAUACUGCUGAGCCAGGUGGAGGGUGGCGAUGUGGUCAAGGACACGCAGCACACAUUCACCUCGCGAGAGACAGACUGGGGGUUCACCACGUUUGUGCCGCUGGCUGAGCUGCGGGAUCCCGCCCGGGGGCUUCUGGUGGAUGACACCAUUCGCGUCAAGGUGUGUGUGGAGGUCAAGGUUCCUGAAGACUUCAUCUACGACUCCCGCAAGGAGACUGGGUUUGUGGGCCUGAAGAACCAGGGUGCCACCUGCUACAUGAACUCGCUGCUGCAGACGCUGUUCAACAUCAACCAGUUCCGCAAGGCUGUGUACCACAUGCCCACAUCUGAGGAUGCUGACCCCGCCAGCAGCAUGCCGCUAGCACUCCAGAGCGUGUUCUACAAGCUGCAGUUCACCGUGGGUCCCGUGUCCACCAAGGACCUCACGCGCUCCUUCGGGUGGGAUACCGCAGAUGCUUUCCAGCAGCAUGAUGUGCAGGAGCUCAAUCGCAUCCUGUGCGACAGGCUGGAAGAAAAGAUGAAGGGCACACGGGUGGAGGGCAUGAUCAACAAGCUGUUUGAGGGGCACACGCUCAACUACCUUGAGUGCAUCAAUGUGGAGUACAAGUCGUCCCGCAAGGAGUCCUUCAUGGAUGUGCAGCUGGAUGUGAAGAACUGCAAGGACAUCUACGCCAGCUUCGACAAGUACUGCGAGGUGGAGGUACUGGAGGGAGACAACCAGUACAAUGCGGAGCAGCACGGCAUGCAGGCAAGCACCGAACACACAUCCUGUGAUGCGCGCAAGGGCAUUCUGUUCGAGGGCUUCCCGCCCGUGCUGCAGCUGCAGCUCAAGCGCUUUGAGUAUGAUUUCAUGAAGGACAUGAUGAUCAAGGUGAAUGACCGCUACGAGUUUUAUGACACUAUCGACCUGGACCGCGAGGAUGGAAAGUACCUGUCCUCCGGCGCCGACCGCAACGUGCGCAACACCUACAAGCUGCUGGCGGUGCUGGUGCACUCGGGCGGCGUGCACGGAGGCCACUACUUUGCCUUCAUCAGGCCCGACGGCAAGCAGUGGCUCAGGUUUGAUGAUGAGCGGGUGGAGAAGGCGGACCAGCAGAAGGCGGUUGACGACAAUUGGGGUGGGGAGGACGAGAGGAUGCCGCCUCAAGGCUUUGGCAACACUUUUCGACUGACCAAGCACGCAAAUGCGUACAUGCUUGUGUAUGUGCGGGAGAGCGAGUGGGGUGCGGUGAUGUGCCAGGUGACGGAGCAAGACAUCAGCGCACACGUGCAGGCCCGCCUCAAGGCUGAGCAGGAGGAGAAGGAGCGGCGGAAAAAGGAGAAGGCGGAGGCGCACCUGUACACGCUGGUACGGGUGUCUACGGAUGCUGACCUGGCAGAGCAGAUUGGCAGCUCCCGCUUCUUUGACCUGGUUGACCACGACAAGGCAAGGCUAAGAUAUAGACUGCCACGCAAGGCGCCCUUCAGCGAGCUGCGGCGGCUGGUGGCAGAGGAGAUGGGGGUGCCUGCGGAGCAGCAGCGGUUCUGGAAGUGGGCGCAGCGGCAGAACCAGACGUACCGCCCCGCGCAGCCGCUGGUGCUGGAAAGCGAAGACCAGGCCAUUGCGACCAUCAAGGAGACGGCAGCCAACCGCGGCACACGGCCGGGGGUCAUGGCCACGCUCAACCUGUUUCUGGAGACGCCCGCCCCGGGUGGCGAGCUGCCGCCGCUGCGCGCCAAGACCGACAUCAUGCUGUUCUUCAAGCAGUACUGCCCCGAUGGGGACCACCCGGUGCUCAAGUAUGCGGGGCGGCGGCUGGUGCCCAAGGACACCAAGAUCAAGGAGCUGCACCCGCUGCUGCGGGGCCUGGGGGGUCUGGGGGAGGGCGAGGCGGUGGAGGUGUACGAGGAGGUGAAGUUUGAGCCGACUGUGAUGGUGGACAAGCUGACGCCCAGCGUGACGCUGGCGGGCAGCCAGCUGGAGCACGGCGACAUACUGGUCUUCCAGCGCCAGCUGUCGCAGGCGGGUGCCACGGCGGGCCCCAGCGCCAAGGAGUUCAUGGAGUAUGUGCGCAACCGCCAGUCGGUCACCUUCAAGCCGCUGGAUGACCCGCAGGGCGAGGAGGCGGUGCAGCUGGAGCUGCUGAAGACGGACAGCUAUGACGAUGUGUCCAAGGCGAUAGCAGCCAAGCUUGGGCUAGACGACCCGCUCAAGCUACGGCUCACAGGCGCGCUUAACCACCUCACGCAGCUGCCGCGGCCCCACCCCAUUCGCUACCGCCAGUUUGAUGCGCUGCAGGACAUGCUCAAGUCGGGGCCCUUUGGCCAGGUGUCCACGCUGUACUAUGAGGUCAUCGACCUGCCGCUGCCCGACUACGAGAACUUGCUGAGCUUCAAGAUUGCAUACCACAACUCUAAGCUGGAGGAGGUGAGCCAGCACAGCGUGCGCAUCAGCAAGAGCGCCAGCAUCCAUGAGCUUCUGGAGGAUCUGCGGCGGCAGCUGCCAGCCGAGGCGCAGGGCACGCGUCCGCUGCGCUUGCUGGAGGUCUACCAGUGGAAGAUCUGGCAGCUCUUCAACCCGCGGGAUCGGGUGGAGACCAUUGGCGACAAUGCCUGGCACCUUCGAGUGGAGGUUGUGCCGGAGGACCAGGAGGACCUGGAGCAGCAGGGCGUGCUGCACGUGCACUGCCUCCAGGUCGCAGAGGAGCCAAACAACCAGCGCCCCUUUGCCUUCUCCGACCCUUUUAUCAUGCGCCUGGGCCCAGAGGAGACGGUGGGGGAGCUGAGGCAACGCGUGCAAGAGAAGCUGGGGGUGCCAGACGAGGAGUUUGCGCCCAGCUGGAAGCCGGUGCUGUGCACGUUUGGUGGUGCCGAGUUGCUGGCUGAUGAUGUCGUGGUUGCCAGCAGGCUGGACAGCCAGAAGCUGUACGGCCACCAAGAGCGCAACUGCAUCGGGUUUGUGCGGGAGAACAAGAACCCACGCCGCACGCACGCACACCUCAACAGCAGGCUGGCGGCCUGGCAAGGCCAGGAAAAGCAGUUGCGCAUCAGGAGCUGAUGUCACCAGUACAUGCUCGCCCUGGUGCCAGCGUUGUAAUCUGCAUCUCUCCUAG
This is a messenger RNA of Chlorella variabilis, 3475 nucleotides long. RefSeq lists its product as hypothetical. Bases 82 to 3420 code for a protein of 1112 amino acids. The transcript has 27 exons. Gene Ontology annotation, biological process: regulation of protein stability; protein deubiquitination. Gene Ontology annotation, molecular function: cysteine-type endopeptidase activity; protein binding; cysteine-type deubiquitinase activity. The record is from RefSeq and is a predicted model, not a curated record. Lineage: Eukaryota; Viridiplantae; Chlorophyta; Trebouxiophyceae; Chlorellales; Chlorellaceae. Gene Ontology annotation, cellular component: nucleus; cytosol.